AUGUCGAAAACAGUUCCCAAACCCGUGACCAUCGAAGUCACUCAUCUGUAUAGCAGUCAUGACAACAAACUCUUGACUCAAACGGAUCUCAAAUACAUUGAAUCCAAAGUGUCUGCAAACGCACCAAACGAAGAGCCAAAUGAUAAUCGCUGUCUCGUGGACGCCGUCGCGCGUAAACUGAGCCGAAGAUUAGGCGAUUGUGACGACAAUCUGGUGGUAGAAAGUGAUGACAACAACCGAUCGCUGAUAAGCAUACCAUUCAAGAAGUCGGCGACUCUUCGCAACUAUUACGAAGAGAGACAACUCUUCCGGUUCAGCGGUUCCGUGCGUUAUGUCAAUCCCAAGAGAGAUAUGGUUAAGAAGAGUUGGACCAAACUCUGUGACAGCCAACACUUCGCCAACACUUUGGUGAUGCCUAACAUGGAGUGUCUGAAGCAAUUGGCAGACAUCGAUCGCCUUAUACCACGACAACAGUACCACAAAAUUGAAUCGUUUAGCUUGGGAUCAAUUGUAGACUUAAGUCAUUUCGUUAAGCACUACUCGAGCACUACUUCGAGUCGAUUGAAGGGACAGAUGAAUGUGGCGAAGGAUGACAUAAUGGCUGACUUCCAACACGACCAGAACCGGCUAUACCUCAAGUUCCGUGUGUCCAGUGGUGGCCUUAAUGGGAAAUACACGAAAAAUAUCAGAUAUAAGUGUGAAUACAAUUUCAAAGCAUUCACUUCAGCCGUCGUGUCCUUCGCGACGGUUGACAACAAGAAAGUGAUGCGAAUCUACUUCUCGUUAACACAUCCGCCGAUUCUCUUCAAAGUAUUUAUCGAUGACUUAGAUUAUGAUGAAGAGCUGAGGGAUAAGAAACGGAAGGAUAGACUCCAGCGGAGAGGACAACCGGUCUUCACAAGCAUAGAGUCCAAAGGCGUUCAUAAUAAUGAAGUCCAGAGUUAUUACGCGUGGAUUCGUGACAAUCACUUUCAUGGAUGCGAUGCCGAGACUAUCGGCAAAUCCAAUGUUCUUAUGCUUGAGAUCCCUAUUAUUGUGGACCCGAAGAAACUGCGGGAUAAGUAUCGCGAACCCCCGGACCCCUACCAAUUUGCUAAAAUCGAUGAGAAGGCCACCGAAGACACGCUCUUUGAGUUGGCGGCCCUUAUCGAUAGGAAAGCCAUUUUUUGUACAAUUAAUGCUUUGGAGGAGGUGUUCAAGAAUUACAAAAAAAUCAACGAUAAGACCCAAAACAUUAAUAUCGAGACAUCGUUUAACGUGGAGAUCGAGAGCAUCAGGCGUUGUAUUCUAACGCCGACGCGAUUCCUCAUUCUUCCGCCUCAACCGACACUCAGGAGUCGAUUCAUUGUCGACAAUGACUCCAAUUAUACGAUUCGUCUGUCAGUACGUGAGGACGACUUGGAAUCUCUUCAGUUCACUGUUCGCACCAAUAGUGACACUCAGAAGCGGUUCCUCAAAGAGAUAGUUAAGGAGCGCAUUAUGAAAGGCAUCCCAAUAGGGGACAGAGUUUACGAGUUUUUAGGCAGUUCUUCGAGUCAGUUAAGAGACGCCGGAAUGAUAUUAUACGCCAAAGAUAUAGAGAACAGAACCGCGGAAUCGAUUCGCGAAAAUAUCGGCGAUUUUAGAGAGACAGAGAUUCGCCGAAAUCCUGCCAAAUAUGUGGCCCGACUGGGGCUCGCAUUCUCUCAAGUCAUGACUCACAUUGAAGUCAAGAAAAGUGAGACACUAAACAUUGACGACAUUGUCAGUGAAAACAUGAAAUUGGAUGAACACGGAGACGAGUUGCACGAACCGUACGUAUUCAGUGAUGGCAUCGGAAAAGUGUCGCAAGAAAUCAUGAAAAGAGUAUUACAAGCCCUGUGCGAUGCAAAUACGUUACGGCGGAACGAACCGUACGUAUUCAGUGAUGGCAUCGGAAAAGUGUCGCAAGAAAUCAUGAAAAGAGUUUACGAAAAGCUUCCCAAUGAGUGCAGGUAUUACAAGCCCUGUGCGAUGCAAAUACGUUACGGCGGUGUGAAAGGUAUGGUCUGUUUUGACCCGACUCUCAAUGGAUCCCAAAUACUAUUUCGCAAAAGUAUGGUUAAGUAUAAGUCUAACUCCGAACAACUGGGCAUAAUUAAGCUGUCGGCGCCCAGACCUCUGUAUCUAAACCGGCCUAUGAUUACAAUACUGGAACAGUUAGGCGUUGAGUCGAGAGUGUUUCAGAAGAUGUUGAUGGAAGACCUCAAAAUGCUGUCCAAUUCUAUGGUGUGCGAGUGCUCGGCCACCAAAUUACUCCAGAACUCGUCUACUUUAGGCAUUCCUUAUCGAAAACUAUACAAAUCGGGAAUUCCUUUCCUAUCGGAACCGAUAUUUAGACAAAUUGUCGAUUCAGUGAUUAAUCAUAGGAUUUAUGAACUGAAACUUAAGGCCCGAAUCCGCGUCCCCUGGAAUUGCGGGCGAACUGUAUUUGGAGUUCUGGACGAAACUGGAACUCUAGAGUACGGACAGGUGUUCGUCAAGUUGUCUGUUGUGGAUAAGGACAAUAUGCCGACCGACGAGACAUUUAUACUGAAUGACGAGAUAAUGGUGACUAAGUUUCCGUGUCUCCAUCCGGGAGACGUCCGAAAGUUCACAGCCGUAGACGUGCCGGCAUUGCGCCACAUAAAGGACUGCAUUGUUUUCCCCCAAAAGGGCAAACGUCCGCAUCCGGACGAGAUGGCCGGCAGUGAUCUCGACGGCGAUGAAUAUGCAGUCAUUUGGGAACCAAAUAAAGAGGAACCAUUGGAACUGAUUUUCAAGAGAUCCAAUGAAAAGCCGAUGAUUUUUCCGACGUCUAAUGCCAUGCACUUAGACCACGACGCAGAGCCAACAAAUAUGCAAUCGCUCUCGACUUCGCUAAGACUGGAAGAGUUGAGAACAUUGAAUGUUUAUAGGAAUACACGGAAUGAAAGACCCACUAUUUACCCGGAUUUUAUGCAAAAGUUUUCCACCAAAAGGAGUUAUUUAUCGAAAAGAAUUUUGGGUCAAUUGUAUCGACACUGCGAUCGGUACAGUUGGGCCCUCUAUUCUGAUAAAAAUAUGGAGAUAACUGCCAAACCCAACGAACACCUCAAAGUUAAAGGUUGGGAGAAGUACAGAGAAUCGGCACUAAAUGCAUACAAUGACUAUAAACGGAAAAUUGAAUUAUUGUUGAAUCAAUUCGGAGUGGAAAGUGAGGCAACACUCCUGAGUGGCGCCUUCAGUAAGACCACGAAAUACAUGACGGGACGGACUGAGACCAAUGAUGUGCAUGAAUUGUUGGAGAAUAUGAUCAAUAAAUUGUUUAUUGAGUUUAAAAGUCGAUUCAAUGAUGAGUGCAAACUCGAAGACACCACUCAAACGGAUGGUGAAGAGUUGAAAGAGCGGAGACAGAGGGCCAGUGCCUGGUAUAUGAUUCCCUUUGAAUUGGAGGGCGAUUUAAGUGACAGAUAUUUCGGGUUUUCGUGGACUAUAACCGAUGAGAUUUGCAAACUAAUGAAAAAUUGCGACAAAUUUAAUGUUAAUAAAGCGGACCACAAGUGCGUUGAAUUAGCGACACAACUGAUUGACGAUUACUUUGAACACAAUUUCUUAUAUCGCGAGCCAGUGGUCGACCACUUGACUAAUGUGUCGGACAAACGACAACUCAUUAUGAAAGCGCGCUGUUAUACGGCUGAAGUGGUGCUAAAGGCAUGGCUCGAGAGACAGGACCACCUGUUCUUUAAGCGAAAAAUAGGCCGAAAAUUGAUUUCAUCGAAAGAUGCAGUCAUUUCAGAUAUGGAUAUAAAGUUGAGGCGAAAACUCAUAGAAAACAGAAACAAACUAAUGACUGAAGCGAAUGACAUUUUGGACAAACCUCUCAAAACAGCCGGAGAAUUG
Oppiella nova is the source of this 3879-nucleotide messenger RNA. NCBI's taxonomy places the organism in Eukaryota, Metazoa, Arthropoda, Arachnida, Sarcoptiformes, Oppiidae. The record is from the annotation of a GenBank genome assembly.